CGGAAUUCGUGGUCUAGUGCACACACGACUCCUUCCAAGGCGUUCUGCACAGGCGUCAACGCGUUAAUGACGAAAGAGUGUCGAGCUCACUCGCUUAUGGCAGGCAUAUCCUUAUUUUGAACCAUCACCAUGUCCACAAACAUGUUACACGGCGCGUCCAAGAUUCCCUCGCUUGUUGUAUCCCGUGGAUCGAAUUUAGUGAAAGGAUCGUAGCGCUGACAUAUCUCUGGCUACAAAGCGUUGUCUACGGUCAUGCGUAGCAAGUCUAGCCACCCGUCUGUUGUGCAAUUAAUCUGGGUGUUGUUGUGCUGCUGCAAAGGCUCUAAACGACUGUCAUCAGUCAAUGCUGUCACUCUUGCCAGGCAUCAGUCUGUUCAUGGCAGAUGGGUGCCACCAGCUGCCACCCCGGUACUUUCUCCCCCUGCUUAAUUUCGCACUAUACCAUGCUCUGGCACCCACUCGAACCGACCCGGGCCAUCCAGAAGACCUCCGAUCCUUCAUUUAGGCAUUGUUCUUCACCAGAGAGUGUAUUUUACCAUGGCAACCAGCCUACCCUCUACGUCGAGCUGUCCAAUUCGGUAUUCUCAUCCCUCGAUAAGGCUAUCAGUGUGUAACUUCCUUGUGAAAUUAUGAUGCCCCAUCAUUUGCCGCACAUUGGUAUAAAUCCCCCAACGUGAGAGAAGAUGCGUUCAUAGCUGCUCCCUUCGACGAACUCCGUCUUUCUCCAGAUUCCGUUUUCUUUCCUUCUUUUCUCUCCUUCGUUUCUUCUUUCCUUCGUUCAUUGUUUCAUAACAAAACACUUACUUUCUUUAGACGGGUUCUUUAGCAUCCGAACAUUAUUUGCCAGCAGGCCUGAGCCGCGCAGGCGCAGUGGAAUAUUUCAUUCAGCUUUUGACUUCGCAGGUCGAUAGCAGUCCCUUGACGACUAGCACUCCUCGUGUCACAUACUGUAUGGCACACCCCUCUCGCCCUCAAGCUCGUGUAGGACUUCCUUCCAGUCCUGCGCCUCGUUCUCGGUCACUUACAGCCCGAGCUCCCCGACCGGACGUUCCCUCGCGUCCAGCAAGCGCAGCAGGUCAACGCUCUCGCGUUGAUAGUGCCGUCGCACCUCUACCACCUCUUCCCCCCAAUCUCAAACCUCAACGAUUCUUUGCGGAUAUUCCCUCUUCUUACUAUGGGAGUCCUCGCCGUCCUGAAGUAAAGCGUAUUGCACGAAUUCCUCCUCCCCCAAUUCCAGUGGACCUCGCGCCAACGCCCUUUUCGAACCCAAGUGACGGCAAUACACCUUCCGAUUUUCUCGGACAACGUAAAGGUUCAAAUGCCUCAGUCGCUUCACUCGGAUCUGCUUCAUCGCGGUCUUCAGCAACUUCCGCCGCGUCGUCGACGUUCGACUCGAAGUCUCCAUUGAGCUCGGCGUCUUCUACGACAAGCUUGGAGGAUGAGGCGUACGUAGCAUAUGUUCCAAAGGAUGUGCCACCGCCCGUCCCCACGAAUUCUCUAGAAGGAUUUGGAACUGCACUCUGGAGUCGCGUUGCCGUAGUCGCUGAAAAUCUCACUGUUAGCGUAAACAAGGCGAUCGAGACUUAUGCUGAUCCUCCGACUCCGAUUGGACAAGAGUCGCGGCUCACUCGUGCAAUGAAAGAAUACCACCUCACGAAGGCCCGCGAUCCGUCCGACUUACCGGACUGGCUCUUCGAAGAUCGAGACCGAGGAGUGCUCGGUCGAUUGAAAAUCGCUAAUGCUACACCAGAUGACCUAUCGCGACCUUCUUCGACUGCAACCUCGCUUCCUCCCAUCACUGAUCCCCUGCCCACGAGCGAUCGUCUUCCCUCUCCAUGGGAGACUGAUAUUCGCGAAAGGAAAACUGUUUCACGGAUGCCAUCGAUGUUGAACGCACAACAGCCAUCCAGGGCCGGUACCCGCGUACGGUUUGUUCAACAAGUCCAUCCAAGACAAUAUCCUGGGGUUGUUGUGGAUGAAGGGUCUGUCAUUGGCACUGCCAAGGGUACGCCAAGUGCCACGCCUAUCUCACAGUUACCUGCGCCCAGAGAGGUGCAAACAAUUUUGCCCCCUCAGGCCCAAGUGCCUCAAGUGAACAAAGUCCGACUGCCCAACGUUGACAUUCGAGGCAAGCGUCCUUCAGCUCGUGGACUGCCAUCUGGUGUCCGCCCUAACAGGCGCAGUGAUUGAGAGUGGAGUUGUAGCUUUGUUUCGUGAUCUCUAUUCUUGAUGGUUUCAUCCUUUUAUUAUACGUACAGUGCCUUUCUUACAUAGGCUUACAUAGGGUUUAUUCGUGGCUUUUGCGUAUGUCGGGAAUCAAUUGAGGUUGUCGGGAUCGAAUGAAAAUAAGCUAUUGUCUAUUCUUGAGUGAGGUGUUGAUAAAGUCCUAUUCCUGUCCUCUGUUCGCUAUUGAAGACAUACAUAGGACGACUGAUAGCCGCAGUUAAGUCUUGGGCAGAACUGUUGCGAAGUUCAUGACUCGGGUGAUGGUGGAUGGCUAGAUCCCGCUAUUUUCGCGCCCGAUAGAUACGGCUGUGUGAUGCUCAUGUUCAUCUGCCAGGGUUGGUGGCAUCAUUCACAAUGGGUUUGGCACGUCGUAGAAUGUCUGUCAUUGGCGACGUUCACCGCAUGCAUGUAUUAGGAAGCCUGUGUCUUUGUAGCAACUGAAUAAUUGCGCAAAUGUAAA
Molecule: messenger RNA, 2686 nt
Organism: Somion occarium
Lineage: Eukaryota; Fungi; Basidiomycota; Agaricomycetes; Polyporales; Cerrenaceae
Source: the annotation of a GenBank genome assembly